CACCAGUGGCCUGACCGGGGAAGAAUGGCUGCAAGGGAGACGACGUGCCCGCCUCGGGGAUGAUGGCCAGAGACCAGCGCUGAUCAGAGGAGAGCCGUCCGGCCGCCGCGCCUCCCGGGGUGUCCAACAUGCCCCAGUGGCGGCGGCGGCACUGCUGCUGGGCCAAGCGCUCCCUGCUCCGGGCCCCCCUCGUCGGGGCGCUCUCCCUGGCCUUGCUCUUUGCCAUGUUCUUGUUCUUCAACCACCAUGCCUGGCUGCCAGGCAGAGCUGCAUUCAAGGAGAACCCUGUGAUCUACACUUUCCGAGGAUUUCGCUCUACGAAGAGCGAGACAAACCACAGCUCUCUCCGGAACAUCUGGAAAGAAGCGGUCCCUCAAACGCUGAGGCCGCAAACGGCCACCAACUCCAAUAACACGGACCUGUCGCCGCCGGGAGUUACGGGGCUGGAGAACACGCUCAGUGCCAACGGGAGCCUUUCCAAUGAGAAGGGGGCCGGACACCCCCACUCUUACCACUUCAAGUAUCUCAUCAACGAGCCCGCCAAGUGCCAGGAGAAGAGCCCCUUUUUAAUCCUCCUCAUCGCUGCAGAGCCCGAACAGACAGAGGCCCGAAGGGCCAUUCGGCAAACCUGGGGCAACGAGAGCCUGGCCCCUGGCAUCCACAUCACACGCAUUUUCCUGUUGGGCAUAGUAAGUACUAAUUUAAAUGGCUACUUUCAACGCGCCAUCCUGGAAGAGAGCAGGCAGCAUCACGAUAUAAUUCAACAGGACUACUUAGAUACAUACUACAACCUGACCAUUAAGACGCUCAUGGGCAUGAACUGGGUUGCCACAUACUGCCCCCACACUCCGUAUGUGAUGAAAACUGACAGUGACAUGUUUGUCAACACUGAAUACUUAAUACACAAGCUCCUGAAGCCAGACCUGCCUCCCAGACGUAACUAUUUCACGGGUUACCUGAUGAGAGGCUACGCGCCCAAUCGAAACAAAGACAGCAAGUGGUACAUGCCGCCAGACCUCUACCCGAGCGAGCGCUACCCCGUCUUCUGCUCGGGGACUGGCUACGUGUUCUCGGGAGAUCUGGCCGAGAAGAUCUUCAGAGUCUCUCUCAGUAUCCGCCGUCUGCACUUGGAGGAUGUGUAUGUGGGGAUCUGUCUUGCCAAGCUGAGGAUUGAUCCUGUGCCCCCGCCCAAUGAAUUUGUGUUCAACCACUGGCGAGUUUCUUAUUCCAGCUGUAAAUACAGCCACCUGAUUACCUCUCAUCAGUUCCAGCCCAGUGAGCUGAUCAAGUACUGGAACCAUUUGCAACAAAACAAGCACAACGCCUGCGCCAGCGCGGCCAAGGACAAGGCAGGCCGGUACCGCCACCGGAAACUGCACUAGGAAACACGGAACUCUGCUGUUCAAACGUGCAAUCUGUAAAAUACCGCUAACAGCAUGUAUAGUUAAAGCUGAUCAUACACAUAGGACAAGUUUUAGUUAAAAUUCAUCACAUACAAGAAUUCCAAAAAUAUUUUUUUAAUUUCUGAAGACGGUAAUUCUUAAAAAUACAUUAUAAAACAAAAGGGUACCCCGAGGGGAUCUAUAAAAGAACUGUUUAAGGGGGUUCUGUGUAUUAACAUGCAAUAACAAGCAUGCCUAUGUCAAUGACUCAAGUCUCAUGUUAGGGGCCAGUAAGAUGUAUUUGCCUAUAUUUUCCUCAUAAACUUUAAUUUCAGAAAUGGAGACAGUCCAAAGACCCUUCAUUUUAGAUCCAGUACAUAAUUAAUGUAAAUAAAACAUCACCGUCGAUUUUAAGGAGACUUUGUAAUUGUGCAAACGACAAAUGUGACCUGACUACUCUGGGGAUCUGAACACUGUAUUCCAUGCAAUAAGGUUCAGCUGAGUCAUUCCAGAAACAGUUAUAAAGUUCAGAUGGUUCACCAAUGAGUUCUCAUCUAAGUCCUCAUUUAAAAAAACACAACUGAGAUACUCAUUUUCUUUUCCUAAGACUCACAUAUACCGGGGGAAAGUCUUCUGACAUGACGUGAUAAAAUGUGAAAAUUCCAUGUGUCUCAGGCUAAGUUUUUAUACAAAUCAGAGGUUUCAAAGGGACAGAUGUGCUCUCCGGCUGGUGCAAGGGCCCCGCUGCACUGAGCGAGCCACCCGCUAGCCGGGCCUGGCUCUGAGGAGUGCCUGUCCUUCCCUCAGCACAUCUGCGAAGAGAGACCAGGUCCCUCUCCCCGGAGCAGAGCGAUCGCUCACGGGCACAGAGAAGGCGCUGCUGGAAGCGGAUAAAGGCAGAGCGCGGAGCCGCUCCACUCAAUCCAUUUCUAGGAUGCAGCCUGCCAAGCGGCGGCAUAUGGGAGUUUACUUCCUGACAGCAGGUGUACACACGCCAACACUUAAUCACUCCGUGGCACCCACCGCUCGCCGAGUGCCAAGUUUACAAACCUGCAGGUUCUAAUUCGGGAGAUGACAAACAGUCUGCGUUACCUGUUAAACACCUUCUGGGGGGAAUGGGGGAAACUACAAAUGUUUGAUGAACACUUGAUGCUAGGAUGAGCAAUGUAUACGAUGCACUUUUAUCAAGUUUUUAAUAA
Molecule: messenger RNA, 2581 nt
Organism: Eptesicus fuscus (big brown bat)
Lineage: Eukaryota; Metazoa; Chordata; Mammalia; Chiroptera; Vespertilionidae
Gene: B3GALT2
Product: beta-1,3-galactosyltransferase 2
Exons: 2
Coding region: 129-1382 (417 amino acids)
Cellular component (GO): membrane
Molecular function (GO): N-acetyl-beta-D-glucosaminide beta-(1,3)-galactosyltransferase activity
Source: RefSeq, a predicted model, not a curated record